This is a messenger RNA of Suillus plorans, 1558 nucleotides long. Its product is annotated as Alpha/Beta hydrolase protein. The record is from RefSeq and is a predicted model, not a curated record. Lineage: Eukaryota; Fungi; Basidiomycota; Agaricomycetes; Boletales; Suillaceae. The transcript is spliced from 8 exons. Bases 136 to 1464 code for a protein of 442 amino acids.
CCGAGAUGGGUUGCCCACCGAGUAUCAUGGAGGUCUAUCUAAAUAUUCUGCAAGAUAGUCAAUCCGUUUAUCGGAACCAAUCAUCAUAUCAUAGAAAAGUUAGCUUCAACUUGAAGGCAACGGUUGCUGACAACCAUGACAUCCUCAUAUCCUUACACACCUACAACGUUCCGGGCAACUGUGAAACCGCGCCCAUGGGUACCAUUCAAGUCUCAUGAAGGGCCCGUCAAAGUCCCGUUCCUGCCCUUCAAGCCCAGGUCCGAUGACUUGCUCGGCGUCUAUAACAUCAGCACGCAUAUUAUACCUGGAGCUAAUCCCAGGAUCACCCCAGAUAUUCCAGUUCCCGAGCCGCCUCCUCGCUCUUCGAAAAGAACCGGGAAGGAUAUCAAGAAACUAGGACUCGAACUCAUGGAACAACAGGCCCGGUUAGUGGAGGACGGUUAUUCCGCAGUUGCGAACGAAAGGUUGCUGUGGAAUUGUGUCAACCGGUAUGUGAAGAAGGACCGAGACGUCAAAGUCAGAACGAAGGGGAUCACAUUAUUCCUUGUGCACGGAGCAGGCUUUCCGAAGGAAAUUUGGGAGACCACCCUAUGUUACCUACUAACUGCUUGUGGUGUCAUAGACGAGAUAUGGUCAUGGGAGUUCGUGCAACAUGGCGACUCUGCUCUGCUGAACAAACAUAAUCUCAGUGGUACCUUUGACUGGACUGACAACGCGAGAGACAUCGCAAACUUUCUCAUUAACUAUAUGCCAGAAGAGGUAGAAACAUCUCUCCCCAUUCAACUUCAUCGACUUCCUGCAUCCAUCGGUGAAUCACGUCAAAAGAGUGGCUUCUCCUCCCGGACCUUGGUCGUAGUAGGACACUCGUUUGGAGGUUGCUCAGUGACGUUAACUGCGUUGCACUUCCCUACCUUGUUCUCCUCGAUGAUUCUCCUCGACGCGAUGAUUGAUACUUUCCAGAAAUAUACGUGGGAGCACACGCAGUACUUGGUUGGGGCUACUUUGUUAAGGCGUGAUCAAUGGCCAACACGGGAGGACGCCCUGCGUUCCUUUAAAUCUUCACCCAUGUUCUCCGCUUGGCAUCCCGACGUCCUUCGGCUCUAUGUUGAUUUCGGACUGUACGAGGAUGAUAGCGGAGGCGUCAGAUUGAAUACGUCUCCCGUUCACGAGGCUCUUAUCCUCGCGAACCCACGGGUUAGCCUUGAAACCUGGGAAUUGAUGGAAACGCUUGACGAAAAGAUUGAGCUACUGUGGAUUCUUCCCGGAAAACCAAGCCAGGAUGUGUCGAUGCUAGUGGAAGAUAGGAAGCAGCGUGCUUGGCGCAGACCUGCCAAUUCAUCUAACAUCAUCUUCAAGUCGUCUAGCCAUCUCAUCCCUCAAGAGGCUCCAGAAGAGCUUGCGCAAGUCAUUGCCAACUUUCUGAACAGGAAAUAUGUUAUUUCCUCAGGGAAAUCAAAGCUCUAGAAUCGUGUAUAAGAAUGAGCCGGAAACUUUAGGAACCAUCACGGUACUUAAACUUUGACUAGGCCCUGGAUAAUAUCACGUAGAGCAUGGCUUU